This is a messenger RNA of Euleptes europaea (tarantolino), 1032 nucleotides long. It is a transcript of the gene DUSP11, whose product is annotated as dual specificity phosphatase 11. The transcript is spliced from 10 exons. The coding region runs from base 1 to 1032 and encodes 343 amino acids. Gene Ontology annotation, molecular function: protein tyrosine/serine/threonine phosphatase activity; polynucleotide 5'-phosphatase activity. Gene Ontology annotation, biological process: protein dephosphorylation. NCBI's taxonomy places the organism in Eukaryota, Metazoa, Chordata, Lepidosauria, Squamata, Sphaerodactylidae. The record is from RefSeq and is a predicted model, not a curated record.
AUGGUCGAGGCGAAGUCCAAAAUCCCGGACAGAUGGACUGACUACCUACCUCUUGGAAAAAGGAUACCCGGAACACGCUUUAUUGCUUUUAAAGUUCCUCUUAAAAAGAAAUAUGAAUGUAGACUUGCCCCAAAUGAGCGAUUUUCUCCGUUAGACCUUGUUGAUCAAGUUAGAGAGCAGAAUGAAGAACUUGGCUUGAUCAUUGAUUUAACAUACACCACUCGCUAUUAUGAGCCAAAGGAGCUACCGGAUAGGCUGCAGUACUGUAAGAUUUAUACAGUUGGACAUGAAGUACCAGAUAACGAGACAGUUCUUAAAUUCAAAAGUGUUGUGAACCAGUUCUUGAUGGAGAACCAACAUAAUGACAAACUGAUUGGUGUUCACUGCACACAUGGCUUGAAUCGAACCGGUUACCUUGUUUGUAGGUAUCUAAUUGAUGUUGAAGGAAUGGAUCCAAACAUGGCAAUAGAAUUAUUCAAUAGAUGCAGAGGGCACUCCAUAGAGAGGAAGAACUAUAUUGACGCCCUCAAAACAGGACCUGCCUGCAGGGAUCAUCAUGCAGCUUUCUCUGGAUCUGGUUGGAUUAAUAAAGGAUACUACAGACCUGCCUACAAUUCUGAUUUUCAAGUAGCUGACUACAAUCCACCAAAUUUGCAACAGCUUGCAUUGCAAGAACAAAGGCACUUUCCUGCUGGAAGAGGAAGGGGUAGACAAAACCCAUAUGGAAGAUCUUCCGCCCAGAACUUCAUCACCUGCUACGACGAAGGUCAGUCUGUUUUUGGUCCUCUGCCACCUUCUGUGCCUGACACUAUCCAGCAAAGAGGAAGGCACAGAAGAAACCAAAGGAAUCACAGUAGAAUAUCCAACAGCGAGUGUUUUGAUUUGCCCUACCAGACCCAUUUGCAGGAGUCUGGACACUCUGUUCCAGUGCAAAACUCUCACUAUCCUCUCCAGCAUGGAAGAUAUAGUACAGACAGGCAAUCCAGUCAGAACUUCUAUCAAUGGGAACACAGCUGGCAAGGACGAUACUAA